This is a messenger RNA of Punica granatum (pomegranate), 2163 nucleotides long. The record is from RefSeq and is a predicted model, not a curated record. NCBI's taxonomy places the organism in Eukaryota, Viridiplantae, Streptophyta, Magnoliopsida, Myrtales, Lythraceae.
UGUGUUGCUUGCCGUUGCCGCUGCUGUCGCUUCACUUCACCUGAACCAAAUUGGUGAAGCCGCUACCCCUUCUGCCUUUUUCAUCUCGCUGUCUCUUGAGUCUCAGCUUCAGCUGUUCUUUGACAAUCAAAAGCAUCCGAACCCUUCCUUCAAAUGCACGAAAAUGGGGGGAUUCCCCCGAAAAGAUAUGCAGAAUAAACAAGUCCCCAAGUUGCGGCAAAGCCAUCCGUGGCUGCUGAAUUGAAGCUCAAGACAGCAACCCCCAUAAUAAAGAAGUAACUCUCCCCUCUCCUCCCUUCUCCUCUCCUCUUCACUUGAGCUCAUAAGCUUGGCUUGCAAUGGCGUCCCAUCUCAUCCCAUGCCAAACCCACAAACACCCGUCCCUGUUACCGACAUUGCUGGCUCCACGCAGGGGUUGGAACAGGGCAAGGGCUGGUUUUAGGAUUAGGGUUUCCGAUGGCGCGGACUCCUACCUCGACAUGUGGAAGAAGGCGGUGAACCGGGAGAGGAAGUCCAUCGAGUUCCAGAACAUCGCGGACAACAAGGUCCCGAGCGGUGGAGACCAGAGAGUGGUGGACUUGGAGGCGAAGAGCGUGGAGUUCCAGAAGCUUCUCGAAGUCCCCCGGGAGGAGCGGGACCGGGUCCAGCGGAUGCAGGUCAUCGACCGGGCAGCUGCUGCGAUUGCAGCGGCUCGCUCUGUGAUUCAGGAGAAGGGGAGUCUUGAGAGCGGACGGGACGAAGCGGCGAGACUUGCAAAGUGGGAUUUGGAUGAUCAUGAAAAUGAGGAGCAGAGUGGAAUCGUAUUCUUACCUGCAUCAGAAGCCAAUUCUAAUGGUGUACCGGGCCCAGAUUUCUGGUCUUGGACGCCUCCCUCAGCUAAUGAUCAGACCUCACUUGAUGCUGAUCCCCAGGCAAUCAGUAAACCUUCUGUGUAUCCAACUCCUACCAAUCCUGUUAUUGAAAAGGAACGAUCAGCAGAUGUCCUCUCCAUUCCUUUCGAGAGCAAGUUUCGUGAAAGUGUCAUAAACCCUCUCCUUCUACCUCUUCAGUCCCUGACGGAGACUGAGAAGCUCAAGGGCUUGCCUUCUUUGAAAGAGGAUGAAAAAAUCAGUGCCAUAUCCUCUGCAAAUGCUACAGAAGCAGCCGAUGCCCUGGGCAAGGCAGAGGAGUUACCGUCUUCAGGAGUGAAUCCUGAUGGGUCAAGAUGGUGGGGGCAGACAGGAAUUGAAAAGAGGCCCGAUGGUGUGAUUUGUAGAUGGACGUUGAGAAGGGGUGUUAGUGCUGAUCAAGUCACUGAGUGGCAGGAGAAGUUUUGGGAGGCUUCUGAUGAGUUCGGGUACAAAGAACUGGGUUCUGAGAAAUCAGGACGGGACUCCCAUGGGAAUGUGUGGCGUGAAUUUUGGAGGGAGUCGAUGCGGCAGGAAGCGGGACUUGUGCAUCUUGAGAAAACAGCCGAUAAGUGGGGCAAGAAUGGGAAAGGCGAAGAGUGGCAAGAGAAGUGGUGGGAGCAUUACGAUGCUUCUGGGCAGGCCGACAAGUGGGCCCACAAGUGGUGCAGCAUUGACCCGAAGACACCCCUUGAGGCUGGUCAUGCUCAUGUUUGGCACGAAAGGUGGGGAGAGAAGUAUGAUGGGUGUGGUGGAAGCACCAAGUACACGGACAAGUGGGCCGAGCGGUGUGAGGACGGAGGUGGGUGGUGGUCGAAGUGGGGAGACAAGUGGGACGAGAACUUUGAUCCAAACGGGCAUGGGGUCAAGCAAGGGGAGAAGUGGUGGCAGGGAGGGGACGGGUCCCGCUGGAACCGCACUUGGGGAGAGCACCACAAUGGGUCAGGAUGGGUCCACAAGUACGGCAAGAGCAGCUGCGGAGAGCACUGGGACACGCACGCUCAGCAGGAGACUUGGUAUGAGAGGUUUCCUCACUUUGGGUUCUACCACUGCUUCGAUAACUCGGUCCAACUCCGAGAAGUUCCCAGGCCUUCUGAGAUUUUGGGAGAUUAGUUAUGUUGCUGGAAACGGUAUAUAAGAACUUCAUUUGGAGGACUAACAUAGUAGAAGUUGCUUUUUGUAUGUUAUAUGUGUGUGUGUGGCGUACAUACAUGCAAUAUAAAUCACCACCUCAGGCUUCUGCAUGAGUUAAAAGGCCCUUUAGCUGAUUUGGUUA